AUGGUUUCGCAUCAUACGAUCGUUUUCGUUGUACAAGUGCUACUAACGUGUGUUCCAAACAUAAACACCCUGGAAUCCAUUGCAUCGGGACCACAGUCGAAUACGACACUGUGCAACGUUUGCUGGAGCCUCGCAAGUGCAGGACAGUGCCAAAACACGACCAAAUCUGAACCAUGCUCCCCGGAGCAGCUGGAUUCGGCCAUGGGCAAGAUCCGUCUGAUUCACGCUUCAAAGCCGGAACAAGCCUCAGCGAAUUCCACCAUUAACGAACAUCAAUCGCAACAGUACCGGUGUUUCACACUGUCCGCAUCGUCGGGCAUUGGGGAAUCGAAGAAAGUGUUCUACGCCAAAGGAUGUACCACGAUGGCGAGCGACCUGUGUGCUGGUUGGGUGAAGGAAAAGAGUGCCACCUGUGCACUCUGCACGGGGAACAACUGUAACGCUGCGGCACCGAUAGAAAUUAGUCACAGUGCACCGAUUAAAUUAAACAACAAGACCUGUACUUCCUCAAACAGCAACCGAGCCGCGCUGGUAAAUAGUAGCUUCCACUGGAUGGUGGGAAUAACGGCACUGGGCAGUUUGUGUUCUACAAUUUUUGCUAUUUGAAUUGCAGUAAAACUCCGACCAAAGCUAGUUUGAGUGAGUUAUCGACAUGGGUUGACAAAUAUCCUCUUCUACUAUUACUAAUUAUCAGACAUAAAUAGCGCACGGGAUUAAUAAACGAUCUCU
Molecule: messenger RNA, 729 nt
Organism: Anopheles moucheti
Lineage: Eukaryota; Metazoa; Arthropoda; Insecta; Diptera; Culicidae
Exons: 2
Coding region: 1-606 (201 amino acids)
Source: RefSeq, a predicted model, not a curated record